GCGCCCCGCGCCCACAUGGGGCUGUGCAACAGCCUCCGGCCGCUGCUCUUCGGAGACCCAGAGCCGCCCUUGGAGGGGGCGCGGUCCGGCCCAGACCAGACCCCGGACCCGGACCUGACCCCGGUCCCGACCCCGGCCCGGACCCCGGCGGGGGCAGGCGCGGCGCGGACCCCCGCGCAGAAAGAAAGGAUGCGGCGCGCGGACCAGCAGCGCGCGGAGGAGCGCGAGGCCAGGCGGGUCCGCAGGAGCAUCGACCGCCGGCUCCGCGAGCAGAAGCGCGACCUGCGGCGGACUCACCGGCUGCUGCUGCUCGGGGCUGGUGAGUCUGGGAAAAGCACUAUCGUCAAACAAAUGAGGAUCCUGCACGUCAAUGGAUUUAAUCCCGAGGAGAAGAAACAGAAAAUUCUGGACAUCCGGAAAAACGUUAAGGAUGCUAUUGUGACAAUUGUUUCGGCGAUGAGUACUAUAAUUCCCCCAGUUCCACUGGCCAACCCAGAAAACCAGUUUCGAUCAGACUAUAUCAAGAGCAUAGCCCCCAUCACUGACUUUGAAUAUUCCCAGGAAUUCUUCGAUCACGUGAAGAAACUCUGGGAUGAUGAAGGUGUGAAGGCCUGCUUCGAGAGGUCCAACGAGUACCAGCUCAUAGACUGCGCCCAAUACUUCCUGGAGAGAAUUGACAGCGUCAGCCUGGUGGACUACACGCCCACGGACCAGGACCUCCUCAGGUGCAGAGUUCUGACGUCAGGGAUUUUCGAGACACGAUUCCAAGUGGACAAAGUCAACUUCCACAUGUUUGACGUCGGAGGCCAGAGGGACGAGAGAAGAAAAUGGAUCCAGUGCUUCAACGACGUCACCGCCAUCAUCUACGUGGCCGCCUGCAGCAGCUACAACAUGGUGAUCCGGGAAGAUAACAAUACCAACCGCCUGCGGGAGUCCCUGGACCUUUUCGAGAGCAUCUGGAACAACAGGUGGUUACGGACCAUUUCCAUCAUCUUGUUCUUGAACAAACAGGAUAUGCUGGCAGAAAAAGUCUUGGCAGGGAAAUCAAAAAUUGAAGACUAUUUCCCAGAGUAUGCAAAUUAUACUGUUCCUGAAGACGCGACACCAGAUGCGGGAGAAGAUCCCAAAGUCACAAGAGCUAAGUUCUUCAUCCGGGAUCUGUUCUUGCGCAUCAGCACGGCGACGGGUGACGGCAAGCACUACUGCUACCCACACUUCACGUGUGCCGUGGACACAGAGAACAUCCGACGCGUCUUCAACGACUGCAGGGACAUCAUCCAGCGGAUGCACCUGAAGCAGUACGAGCUCCUGUGAGCCCCCCAACCCCGCCCCGCGUCCCAGGGCCGCCCGGCACAGAGCAGCGAGUCCCCGUCCAUUGUGCGGGCUCUCGUGACCGCUGGGCCCCCGGCCACCUCUGCCCCCACCUCCCCGCCCCGGUCUGUGUGGGGGUGGGGGGGCCCCGACUCGUGGAGAACUUGGCAGGUGGGGAGACGCACUGGCCCAAGCACGACCGGGCGUCACCCUUCUGACCCCAUGGGCCCACGACUCAGAGGAGCCCCCGAGCCACAGUGGGAACAGAACCCCCUUCAGUCCUGUCUCCAGGGGCAGCUGGCCUCAGCCUCUGUGUCAGAGCCCCUCUGACCGUCCACACAUCAGCAGAAACCCCCCCACUGCUCUGGCCACAUGUGUCCCGUCCACGAUGGUCCCCAGACUCACGCUGCUCAGGCAACGGCCUCCUUUCAUAGGUUCUUUUUGUUGUUUUAUUGCUGGUUUAUUACACUGUACAGACCACAAAAUGUAAUAUUAUUUUGUAUAACUACUCAAGGAAAAUCCCUGUAGAUCUCCGUGCCUUGACUAUGGCUGUCCCUGUAAAAGAAACGUGUUUCUGUUGUGCUGAACAGCUGUCAUCAUACUACCGCUUGCUCUGAGAAAGGGAGUGAAUGGUGUAUAGAGAG
Balaenoptera ricei (Rice's whale) is the source of this 1955-nucleotide messenger RNA. It is a transcript of the gene GNAL, whose product is annotated as G protein subunit alpha L. Gene Ontology annotation, biological process: adenylate cyclase-modulating G protein-coupled receptor signaling pathway. The transcript is spliced from 12 exons. Gene Ontology annotation, molecular function: G-protein beta/gamma-subunit complex binding; GTP binding; G protein-coupled receptor binding. Gene Ontology annotation, cellular component: heterotrimeric G-protein complex. The coding region runs from base 16 to 1314 and encodes 432 amino acids. NCBI's taxonomy places the organism in Eukaryota, Metazoa, Chordata, Mammalia, Artiodactyla, Balaenopteridae. The record is from RefSeq and is a predicted model, not a curated record.